Messenger RNA from Kuraishia capsulata CBS 1993, 951 nucleotides. RefSeq lists its product as uncharacterized. Gene Ontology annotation, cellular component: spindle pole centrosome; chromosome passenger complex; spindle microtubule. Gene Ontology annotation, molecular function: ATP binding; protein kinase activity. The transcript has a single exon. The record is from RefSeq and is a predicted model, not a curated record. The coding region runs from base 1 to 951 and encodes 316 amino acids. Gene Ontology annotation, biological process: mitotic spindle organization; regulation of cytokinesis; protein phosphorylation. Lineage: Eukaryota; Fungi; Ascomycota; Pichiomycetes; Pichiales; Pichiaceae.
AUGUCUCGUUUAGAUCGUCGACGGCCUUUAUCGAAGAUUGACGUCAACAGGGAUAGGGAUGGGGACAGCGUCAAUAGACUUGAGUUUAUCUCUGCCCUCUCACCCGCGACCCGCAAGCCCUUCAGACAGCAUACGCCACCUCAUGAUCCCAGCUACACCCUCAGCGAUUUUGAAAUAGGAAGAACCCUCGGAAAGGGCAAAUUUGGCAAAGUUUACUGCGUUCGCGAAAAACGCUCCGGGUACGUGUGUGCUUUGAAAGUGAUGGAAAAACAGGAGUUGUUGGACUAUCACGCAGAAAAGCAGUUUCGGCGCGAGGUGGAGAUCCAGGCGAACGUGAGGCACAACAACUGUAUUUCUUUACUGACAUGGUUUCAUGACGAACGGAGGGUGUAUCUGGUACUCGAAUACGCUGUUCACGGGGAGCUCUACAAGAUCUUGAGACAGAGAAGACGUUUUGACGAUGUGACUUCUUCUCAUUACGUAUACCAGUUGGCAGAUGCGUUGGGAUAUCUCCACUCGAAACACAUUAUCCACCGGGACCUGAAACCCGAAAACAUUUUGCUUGGGUUCAACAACACCGUAAAGAUCUCUGAUUUUGGAUGGAGCGUCCAUGCAUCGCGCAGGAGGACAACCAUGUGUGGUACAUUGGACUAUUUACCACCGGAGAUGGUUGAGGCGAAACCACAUAAUGAGAAGGUGGAUGUAUGGGCGCUUGGUGUUCUGCUUUAUGAAUUUCUAGUGGGACAUCCUCCUUUUGAGGCCGAGGAAGCCAAGGCGACAUAUGCGCGAAUUGGAAAAGUGGAUCUACGGAUUCCAGAUUUUGUUUCCCCGGAGGCGCGGGAUCUGAUCGAGAAACUGCUGUGUUAUUUACCGGAGAACCGGUUUCCGCUGGAGGCGAUCCAGUCUCAUGUGUUUAUCACGAAAAAUCGCCCAUUGUGGCCAGAUAGGUAA